CGUGCGCAUCUUCAUUCCCGGCUGCCGGUGGAAAAGUGAACAUGGGAUCUGUCCCAUCCUCGAAUAUUUCUCACCGUGUAACAAUUUCGGGACACUCAGGCCACAGUGGAUUCUGUCGAUUUUCUGCAACUUUUUAAAGUUAAUUUUGUGGCGCAACGGAGGAGUUAAAUUUAAGGUUGUCUCAUAAACUGGCGACGGCGGACUCAAAUAUCACAUAUUACGACCAAUCUCUAGUGCCAAUGAAGGUGGUUACGGAUGUGCUGAUCCAAACUUCGCUCUGCAUCUUGUCUGUGGUUAACCGAUGGAGGCUGGAGCCACUUUUACCUCUUUGUGAAAUUCUUUUUAUCCGCCGAUGAUGGACGGCGGACAGUCACAGCGGACCUUCACUUCUGACUGUACGUCUUUUACCAACACAUGAGCAGAUAAAAGAUGAUUUCUCAGAUGAAAGCCACCAGGGGUUUAUCAGACAACAACAGUACUAUGGGGACCAGAAAUAGGUCAAAGAGGCAACACCCUGCCAAACCGAUUUUUAUUCUGCUCCUUCUCAUUUUCACACCCAUAGUGGAUUCGUCGUGGUGGUACAUCGGAGCACUGGGUGCUCGGGUGAUCUGUAACAACAUCCCCGGCCUGGUGAACAAGCAGCGGCAGCUCUGCCAGCGGCACCCGGACCUGAUGCAGUCUAUUAGCGAGGGGGCCAAGGAGUGGAUCAAAGAGUGCCAGCACCAGUUCAGAUACCACCGCUGGAACUGCAGCACUCUGGACCGCGACCACACUGUGUUUGGCAGGGUGAUGCUGCGAAGCAGCAGAGAGGCGGCAUUUGUUUACGCCAUUUCUUCAGCCGGAGUGGUCUACGCCAUCACCAGGGCCUGCAGCCAGGGCGAGCUGAAAAUCUGCAACUGUGAUGGUCAUAAACGUGGCCAAGCAAAAGACGACAAGGGCUACUUUGACUGGGGGGGCUGUAGCGACAACAUCAACUACGGCAUCAAAUUUGCCAAGGCUUUCGUGGAUGCACGAGAGAACAUGGUGAAGGAUGCUAGAGCGCUGAUGAACCUGCACAACAACCGAUGCGGUCGGAUGGCAGUGAAGCGCUUUAUGAAGCUGGAGUGCAAGUGUCACGGGGUCAGUGGUUCCUGUUCUCUGAGAACCUGUUGGCUGGCUAUGUCUGACUUCAGGCGAACUGGAGACUACCUUCGGAGGAAGUACAACACAGCCAUCGAAGUGACGAUGAACCAGGAUAAGACUGGCUUUAUGGUGGCUGACAAGGACUUCCAGGGAACCACCAAGAAUGAACUGGUGUAUGUGGAGAACUCCCCAGAUUACUGUGUCAGGGACCGGGUGGCUGGUUCUUUGGGGACAGCUGGCAGAGUGUGCAGCAAGUCCUCAAGAGGCACAGAUGGCUGUGAGGUCAUGUGCUGUGGACGAGGCUAUGACACCAUGCGCAUCAAACGUGUUACCAAGUGUGAGUGCAAGUUUAAGUGGUGCUGCACGGUGGAGUGCAAAGACUGUGAGAACGUAGUGGACGUUCACACGUGCAAACCACACAAGAGGCCCGAUUGGCUGGACAUAACUUAGUAGGAGGGCAUGGCCAAAAAUAGGUGCAAUGGGCUCAAGAACAUGUUCUAAAGGUUUCCAAAAAGUAGGAUCUUGUGACUUUAAAAGCUUAGGUGUUUGAUGCACGGACUUCCUAAACCUUGAGCGGAGGAUCGUAAACUGGAAAAGAAGUCCACUGAACAGUAUGAAACAAGACCAUUUAUAAACACUUAACUAUGUUGUUAUUAAAUGGUUGAAUAUAUUAUUAUACUGCUAUAAUAAAAAUUUUGAGGACAAUGCGUUAUUUGAAGAUGGGAGACAGCCAUAAUAACAGAAAUACUGAAUCUAAAGAAACAGAAAAAAAUUAGGCUGACAUUGUUUCAUUUAUAAUGACGCUUGGUCUUAUUGUGAAUACCCGAGCAUUGGGAGUCUGCUGGCUGAUAAAAAUCUUGCAUGGGGCACAGCGAUACUAACAGUUUUAUCCUAAAACAAAAACAUUAUGUUUAGACAGUAUUACCUUUCAGAGACAUUGUGAUGAAUUAACCGUUCAGGGUCAUAUGUUGCCAGAACCAUAUUCAGUUCUAAGUAAGUAGUGCGAAGUAGCGCUGUCAGUAAGUGGGCCAAACGUUUCCUUUCUGGGAAAUGUAUUACAUUAUCAACUAUCAGGGACUUUAAACACAAAAGUGCAAAGUUUUAAGUGUUGUCAUUUCUUUUUUGGGGUUGGGGACAUCAGAAUACUUAUUUGAGAAAACAAUGGUGAUCCCAUUUCAGAGGGUUUCUGACAAACCUUAUGAACUGUGGGUGUACCUUAGUAAGAAUGUAUUUGUCAUCAGUGACUAUUGCAGCUGUGAAGCCAAGCUAGACUGUAGAGAUUUUGGUGUAUAGUAGUUUUCAAUGUUCAUGCAGUUCAGGACAAAGACUGCCUUAAAGUUGACAUGACCUACAAAAAUGUGAAGCUAUAGCUUCUGAGAUUAAUAAUUGCAGUUCAGGACAAUAGACUAGACUAAAAACUGGCUCAACUUCAAAAAACAAGACUAUUAGAAUAAAAAUAUGUAACUGCUUGCCAUUAAACAUGUUUUACACAUGGCUCCCAACCUACUCAAAAUUAACUGAUACAGGUGAGUUACAAAAAGGGCACUAACAAUAUCUAUAGUACGGUUUACCUCUCAGGUUGCCUCUAAAAGUAAACAAAUGUCUGAAAUAAAUUUUAAUAUUUGAAUCCAUCAAACCAUUGUCUCAUCUGAGAUUGGAUUCCAGGGUUACAAGAUCAGAAGAGGCAUUCCUCUCCAUGGCUUCAUUCUCCAGCUGAUUCUGUGGGGUCACAAUGUAUUUCUAGGCACGAAGGAUCUUAUUUGUCCUCUUCUGCAAGUUCUGGGUCUGCGCCAGGGUCUCCUUCUAGGGGAAAGUGCACAUAAAACCUCCAGAGGGAGUUUCCUAGAGGGCAUUAUGAUCAGACUCUUUUAAAAGUGGAUGAGUAACAGCUCUACUCUGAGCUCCCUGCAGACGACAAAGCUCCUCCCCCUAUAUCUAAGUGUGAGUCCAGCCGCCCUGCAGAGGAUGCUCAUUUCAGCCGAAUGCACCCUGAAGAUAGAAAGAUUGAAUCUCAGUGCUACAAGACCACAACACUCGCAAACCUUGCCUGGAUUUUAGAGACAGGGUGACCCUCCCUAGGUCAGGCUGGUAUUAGCUUCCCUGAGGUUGCCUAGUAGCCAGGCCUUGGCACCUGGAGCGUACCCUGGCUCAGCUCAAAAAAGCAACUGGAAGCCCCCCUCCAUGUGGGACCACCACCUGUAGGUGGUUCAUCGACCAUGAAUGAAAUGGAAGUUUGGCAGCAGGAAAACUGGUGCGCUAAUACCUGGAACCAUAAUUUCAUUCUAAGGACACUAGGAUACAAAUAAAAAUGUCCCUGUGGUAAAUAUCAAGCUAAACCCACAAUUGUGAUCUGAAUGCCCCACAUUAUAACCCUCUGCAAGGUUGUAUUUAUAUUUUUCUUUUUAGAAAUACAUGAGAAAGGAAUAGCUGAAUUACUAAUAAAUCUAAGUGUAUAUCCAUGCACAACAACUUGUCGGCAUUUUAAUUGUUUACAUUCACUUUUCAUAUGUUCUGUCAGUGUAAAUGUCCAUUUCAGUACAGCAAUAAUUUGUUCUUGCCAGCCAGUGGAAGACAGAGAGAGCAGCAGGUCUUUGUUAUAUCACACUACACAGCAAUGAUUCUAUAAGUAUCAAAGUAAGUAUCAAAACAAACAAAAGUCAGAAGAUGCUUGUAAGAAAUCAUGUUUGUUAAAGUCAGAAAAGACACUCUGAACCUCAAAGAAGGACAAGAGGAGGGCAUGUAAAAAGUUUCAGUUCAGUGGCAGCACACUUCAGGAGUUGGAUUUGGUUAAACUAAAAGAAAAAGGGGACACGUGAAAAAAAGCUAAGCUUCAAGUGAACUUUGGACUGCUGUUUGAAAUAUUAGUGUACAGUAUACAGUAUACAUUUGACUAAAUUACUCUGAAAAUAUAUUUCCUUUGUUGCAUCAUGUAAAACUUUCUUGUUUCUACCUCUGGUUGUUUGUGUUUGUGUUUUUACUGAACUCCAGAGGGCUAUGCAGACUUAAAUUCAGCUGUUGAGCCAUUUCAUAAGAAGCUUUGAUGUAAAAUGUCGAAAAUGACUUGAUUAUUCAGUGCAAUAUUAUCCAGUGUAACAUGACUGUAACACAAAACAAAAAUAAACUGCAAAUUCCAUUUGAAAAUAUAUUUGAUAAGACAAUAUUACACUCCUGAUUGGGAGAUCUUUUACAGUAUGUCACCAGAUUAAAACCAUUGCAAAAGCCUAUAGAAAUUUCGUCUAUUCUCAUUCAACUGAAACAUGUGUAAAGUCUUGCAAAAGUAUUCAUACCCCUUAAACUUUUUUCACAUUUUGUCAUGUUAUGGUCAAAAACCUUUUAGUAUUUUAUUUGAAUUUUAGGUAGUUGACCAAAAAAAGGAAGAUCGUAAUCAUGAAGUGGAAGGAAAAUUAUUUUAGAAAUUAUUCACAAUUGAAAAUCUGAAAAGUGUGGACUGCAUUUGUUUUCACCUCCUCUGAGUACAAUCUUGCAUAACCACGUUUCGCUGCAUUUACAGCUGAAGGUCUUUUAGGCUUUGUCUCUCCCAGUUUAACACAUGUAGCAUAGAUGACAGUGUCUAUGAAAAGCAGUUUUAGAGUCUUGGCACAGAUUCUGUUUGAUUUAGGUCUAGACUUUGACUGGGUCAUCCCACUCUAAAAGUACUUCAAUGUAAAGCAUUCCAUUGUAGCACCAGUUGUAUGUUUAGGGUUGUUGUUAUCAUGGAAGUUGAACAUCUGCAACAAUUAAGUCUUUACAGCCUCUAACUGAUUUUCCUCCAGGAAUGCUCUUUAUUUAGACCCAUUCAUCCAGUCCACACAGGUGGACUCUUAGAUACCUUAGGAAGGAAAUCUGUUAAGGAUAUCAAAUUAAAUGGGGCUGAAUAGUUCAGUGCAAGCCACACUUUUCAGAUCGUCAUCUGUAAUAUAUAUAUAUAAAAAUCUCCUCUUCAUUCCAAUUCACAUGUCUGCACUACUUUGUGUUGGUUUAUCCCAAUUCAAUAUGAAAUUUAUAAUAAAUAAAAAAUAUAUUGAAGUUUGUGGUAAUACCAUAGCAAAAUGUGGGGUUCAAAUUAGGGGGUAUGAAAAAUGUUGUUAGAGAUUUUAUAAUGUAAUCUAUGCAAAUCUGCUUUUAGGCCAAUGCAAACAUCUUUAGCCUCAUAAUGCUCUGUGAGAACUGAAAUAUUUCAGGAAAUGAAGCCAAAACAGUUGUAAUGAUUCAAAAUCUUAAAUAUGACUGCCUAACAUCUGGUAAUGCAGCAGCACUAGGCUUUUGUAGACACGAGUCUUUAGAAGCGUUUAUGGAUCUAAACGAAUCUGACAAUAAGCAUUAGAAAUGAAGAAAUUGUUUCAGGUCCACGCAAUGCGAACAACCGCCAAAAUAAAGUGCUUUGAGCAAGGCUAAAUGAUAGAGUGUCAAAAGUCAUUUAAUGCAGAAAAGAAAUCUGUUUUCACUUUUCUUCAUAGUCUGUGGUGGAGUUGUUUUUCUUCACGACUAGAAAGGCGGAAGUAGUAAGUGAUAACUUCUGACUGAUUGAAAAUGCUGCUGGGUUUGCACUGAUCUGUAUGAAGAAUAUUGAAUAUGUCAAUAAAGACAUUUUACCUGUAGUUUUCUUUUCAGUGAGCAAAGAUGUUUUAUAUCUGGUAAUGACACUGUUCAGCUUGGACUGAAGCCACAUGUUUGUCCAUGUAAAGCUUUUGGUCUAUGAGGAAAAGAGGGGAAAGGUGUCGAAGUACACCUGACAGUCUGUGAAUGCAUUUCAUCGUUGCAAUGCACUGCUAGAAAUAUUUUUUUGAUUCUAUAUUAAAUCACACUGAUCCAUCAUCUGUUACUCCCAAUAAAGGUGCUCUCCAUAAGCUAAAGAGCACAAAAAUAA
Messenger RNA from Girardinichthys multiradiatus, 5989 nucleotides. Its product is annotated as protein Wnt-2b-A-like. Gene Ontology annotation, cellular component: extracellular region. The record is from RefSeq and is a predicted model, not a curated record. Gene Ontology annotation, biological process: cell fate commitment; canonical Wnt signaling pathway; neuron differentiation. The transcript has 5 exons. The coding region runs from base 430 to 1572 and encodes 380 amino acids. Gene Ontology annotation, molecular function: cytokine activity; frizzled binding. Lineage: Eukaryota; Metazoa; Chordata; Actinopteri; Cyprinodontiformes; Goodeidae.